Molecule: messenger RNA, 13907 nt
Organism: Coregonus sp. 'balchen'
Lineage: Eukaryota; Metazoa; Chordata; Actinopteri; Salmoniformes; Salmonidae
Source: the annotation of a GenBank genome assembly
AUGAAGCGUGGAUGGAGGAGAGGAGGCAGGUUGUCUCUCAGGUGAGUUCUGUCAUUCUUUUAUACUCCAGAGGGACAAAGAUCCCCGAUACCGAACAGAGUGGGGCAGUGAGGGGCAGGGAGGGGGGCAGGGAGGGGGACAGACAGGGGCAGGGAGGGGGACAGAGAGGGGCAGGGAGGGGGACAGAGAGGGGCAGGGAGGGGCAGGGAGGGACAGAUAAGGGUGGGAGGGGGAUACAGGGGGACAGAGAGGAGCAGGAAAUUCCAAAACACUAACCUCUACUCCCAUCACACGCUGGGAUUUUCCCUCAUCAUCAUCACCAUCAUCAUCAGGAAGAAGGCAUUUUCUUCUUAGGUAAGGUGUGAUGUUAUACUCCAGAGAGACAACGAUCCCUGAUACAGGACUGUCACGCCCUGGCUCUGGGGACUCUAAUAUGUUGAGCCAGGGUGUGUAUAGUCUAUGUGUGUUCUAGGUUUCACUUUCUGGUUUUGUAGAUCUAUGUUGGCCAGGGUGGCUCCCAAUCAGAGACGGCUGUAGCUCGUUGUCUCUGAUUGGGAGUCAUACUUAGGUAGCCGUUUGGCACUCAUUCAUUGUGGUUUCUUGUUCGUAUUUGGUUUGUGUAUGACCAUUGACUGUCACGUCAUCGUUUUGUUGUUUUGAUCGUGUGAUCAUUGAUAUAAUAAAUAUGUUCGCUUUCAACGCUGCGCCUUGGUCCUCAUCUCUUCCCGACGAUCGUGACAGAAGAAACCACCAAGAUUUGACCAAGCAGCGUGUCCAGGAGCCAUCACCAGGGAGAUCCCUAGCAGAUCUCCUUUGCCUCCUCGACUGGGUCAAGCCGAGUGAGGAAGAGAAGGGCUUGACAUUGUGGCAGAAGGGCGAAAGGCUGGCGAGGGACAUGGAGACCUGGUCCACUGGUAGGAGAGACGCCCAGAAAUUUUUUAGGGGGGGGGCUAACGCCGUGGACGACGGGCCAGCAGGAGACCGCGGCAGAGCGGCCCAGCGGAUUGGCAGAGGAGGCCGCCAGGUUACGGGGGCCACUGGUCGAAGAGGGGGUGGAAGGUGUAGAGGCACGGCGAGAGGUACUGGGGUGUGUUACCAGUCCGGUCCGGCCCAUUCCAGAUCCCUGCGUAGGACCAGUGGUGUGUGUCCCCAGUACGGUCCGGCCUGUUCCUGCUCCCCGCACCAAGUCAGUGGUGCGCUUCGUCAGCCCGGCUCGGCCUGUUCCUGCUCCCCGCACCAAGUCAGUGGUGCGCUUCGUCAGCCCAGCUCGGCCCGUUCCUGCUCCCCGCACCAAGUCAGGGGUGCGCUUCGUCAGCCCGGCUCGGCUCGUUCCUGCUCUCCGCCCCAAGUCAGUGGUGCGCUUCGUCAGCCCGGCUCGGCCCGUUCCUGCUCCCCGCACCAAGUCAGUGGUGCGCUUCGUCAGCCUGGCUCGGCCCGUUCCUGCUCCCCGCCCCAAGUCAGUGGUGUGCUUCGUCAGCCCGGCUCGGCCCGUUCCUGCUCCCCGCACCAAGUCAGUGGUGCGCUUCGUCAGCCCGGCUCGGCCCGUUCCUGCUCCCCGCACCAAGUCAGUGGUGCGCUUCGACAGCCCGGCUCGGCCCGCUCCUGCUCCCCACACCAAGCCAGUGGUGUGCGUCGUCAGUCCGGCACGGCCCGUGCCUGUUCCACCGGUGGCUGGUCCGGCACCGGUCAGAUGCUUCACGCCGGAGCUAGAGCAAUCCGCUCCACCAGUGUGCAGUCCAGCUCCGGCCAGCGGGGCCAGACCGGACCAGGGGUACUUUGGGGGGUUGGAGAGGGAGCGGGGAUCAGGCCCGGAGCCGGAUCCGCCGCCUAAGCGGAGUGCCCACCCGGUCCCUCCCCUGUGGUGUUUGGUGGGCGCGGUCGGAGUCCGCGCCUUUAGGGGGGGGUACUGUCACGCCCUGGCUCUGGGGACUCUAAUAUGUUGAGCCAGGGUGUGUAUAGUCUAUGUGUGUUCUAGGUUUCACUUUCUGGUUUUGUAGAUCUAUGUUGGCCAGGGUGGCUCCCAAUCAGAGACGGCUGUAGCUCGUUGUCUCUGAUUGGGAGUCAUACUUAGGUAGCCGUUUGGCACUCAUUCAUUGUGGUUUCUUGUUCGUAUUUGGUUUGUGUAUGACCAUUGACUGUCACGUCAUCGUUUUGUUGUUUUGAUCGUGUGAUCAUUGAUAUAAUAAAUAUGUUCGCUUUCAACGCUGCGCCUUGGUCCUCAUCUCUCACCGACGAUCGUGACAAGGACAGAGAGAGGCAGGAAGUCAUUGUCUUAGGUGCGGUCGUGCCUUUUGAGAUGUGUAAAAAAAGUUUUCCCAUCUGAAGAGGUUAAAUAUAAAAUGUCUAUAGUAAGUGCCUAUUAAGUGCCAAAUAAAGUAACAGGAUUGACUGUAACAGUGUUGACGAUUUCACCUUAAAUCAGCCAUAAAUCCCCUUGUGACAGGGUGAAUGGAAGCUUGUUGUGUGCAACAGGGAGGGGCAAUUGAAUGCAAGUUUCACAAAAAAAGUCUUUAAAUAGUUAAAACAUGUAUAGCCUGUCUAUCUAUGGGUAAUAGGGUUGUUAUGCUCGACACACCCAGUUUCCCACCACAAAAUAGCCAAAAACAGUAGAACCAGCCCACCUGCUUUUACACUAUGAUUUGACUAUUAGAUGUUCAAUGGUUCUUUUGAAAAAAAUAUUUAAAAGGAAUAGUUUCACCAUAUUAAAACGAGAGUUCAGUUCAGGUAACAGGGUUGAUCUUAAAAUUAGGGUCAGGUUUAUAAAAAAUAAAAAAAACUUUAUUUCUUCAGAAAUUACAUUGUCAAAGCGACAAAAUAACUAAGGUUUUACAAUGAUAGUAAAAAUUUGGAGAAAUGUUGGGGUCAAGUGGGUUAAACUCUUUCUGAAAGUAACAGAGGGCGCAUAGAGGGACAUGUAAAAUUCUGAAUUUUGGCACUUUAGUGAGUCUAUUCAUAUACAAAAUAUCUGAUUUAUUGAAUUUUCCAUGUGGUCUAUAUUAAAGGGCAUGUCAUUAAAUAUAAAAGGCUUUUAAAAUGCAAUAUUGGUGCACAUUUUCUACUUAAAAGCUCAGUGCAGUCAAAAACGUGAUUUUCCUGUGUAUCAAGAAUGGUCCACCACCCAAAGGACAUCCAGCCAACUUGACACAACUGUGGGAAGCAUUGGAGUCAACAUGGGCCAGCAUCCCUGUGGAACGCUUACGACACCUUGUAGAGUCCAUGCCCCGGAAAAUUGAGGCUGCUCUGAGGGCAAAAGGGGGUGCAACUCAAUAUUAGGAAGGUGUUCCUAAUGUUUUGUACACUCAGUGUAUAUUUCUGCAAUGAGGUUGGAAUAAUACUGUGAAAUUGUGAAAAUUAUGAUAAUGCCCUUUUAGUGUAAGAGCUGUUUGAAACCUGUUUUCGUGGAAUGGAGUUUUGGGGGGAUGGAGUUUUGGCCUGCCUGUUGACAUCACAAAGCGGUAAAUUAGUUAAAAGACCAAUAAGAAAGAGAGUUCCAAACCUCUCUGCCAAUAACACAUUUUCAUUUUCCCCCUCCCCAUUCAGUCCUAGCAACAUUUCUGCUUCAGAAAUUGUUCUUUGCUAAGAAGCAAAAACAUAUUUUCACUAUUUUAAUUGAAAACUGUCACAGUAAGGUACGUGAUUGUUACCCAGAAAUGAUUUGAUAUUCAGAUAAAAACAGCUGCAUUGGACCUUUAAAAUAUCAAAGGGAAGCAAAAGGUACUAAUUUCAUGGAACAACCCAGGUAAGGUAUGACGUCACAUCUGGAGGGGUGAGGGGGGUGAGGCCGGAACUCCUGGAACUCCUCCCACUCUCAGGAUGGGAUAUUUAUGUUGAUAAACUUCAACAUUCCUCCAGAACAUCUGGCAAGCAUCGUCAUCUCUCUCUCUCCGAUCAAACUCUCAUCAUCUCGCCUUCUCUUUCUUUGUCUGAGCAUCAUCCUCCUCAUCAUCAGCUCCAACAAGUAAAUACUCUUUCUCUUUUAACUGCAUGCUGUAUCCAUCUCAUCUCUGUGUUAAUGUUUAACUGCAUGCUGUAUCCAUCUCAUCUCUGUGUUAAUGUUUAACUGCAUGCUGUAUCCAUCUCAUCUCUGUGUUAAUGCACUGUGUAGGCUAGUUUCUGGAUAGCAUAAUAUUAUAUUCAAACAUUCAUGGCAUGAUUAGAAAUAAUAAAUAUUUACCAUGUCAUGAAACAUUGAGAAAGUAAAGAACAGCUUAUAAUACCGUGGAGAAGUUGUCUGAACAGUUAGGGGAGGCUAGUAGUUUAGUGAUGGUAAGAUAGUGAUGGAGAGAGAGACACACACACAGAGAGAGAGAGAGAGAGAGAGAGAGAGAGAGAGAGAGAGAGAGAGAGAGAGAGAGAGAGAGAGAGAGAGGUCUGAUAUUACUUACUAGAAUCAGUCUACUCUACUACUUACUGUACUAAAACCAGUCUUGCAGCUGCUUGAUAAUAGACUUGUAGACACAUAUAUAUAUGAUGUUUGUGAUAGACUGUACAUGAUGAUAGACAGGCUGAGGACAGUGUAACUAAGUGUGCUCUGCUCUUUCUCCUGUCACUGUCUCAGUGAAAGAGGGAGAGAGAGAAGAAGCAGAGGGAGAGGAAGAAAAUAAGGUUGUCUAGGCAGCAGCCUCCUAUCUAUCUAGGCACAGGCACCUGCCGUACACUGACUCCCUCCAGUCACACUGUACUGUGGCUCCUUUCUUUGUCACUGGGAGUGGGUGGAUAUGAUAAUCAGCACCUAGCUGGCACUAAGCAGCACAGGGAGUACAGAGGCACUGCUGGGCUCUUUGAGAGGGGUUACUGUGUUGAAUACGGGAGGGGAGGAGGGGGAGAGAGGGAGGGGAAGAGUGAGUGAGAGAGAGAAAGGCAGGGAGAGGUGGUAAUUCACAAAUGUGUUCUGAAAAAAAAAAGUGUAGGUUACUGUUUUACAUAUAGAGGGCGAUGUGAUCUUUAUGUUCAGUGAUAAAUAACAUGAAGUAUUGAGGUGAAUCUUAACCAGAGCCCUUUCUAGACAGUAAGCUCCAAUGCUGCCUGUUUUUCUCUGUCUGGGGAGGACCUGUGUCAACACAUCUGCCCCAGUCAACAUAACAUUUAUCCUCCAUGACUGGGCCAGUGACAUCAUCAACUCUGCAAAUAUAUCCUUUGGUUGUUAAUUGUCCAAAACACAUUUAUACUGGAAACACAUUCAUACUUUAUUUCCAUUCUACAGGAUAAAGAAACAGGCAGGACAGGAAUAAGCCAAUAUUGGGUUUAAAUUUAGAGCAAGAGGAAGUCUUAGCCCUAGGUUGGAGGAGAGUGUUGACAGACAGACCAGCCAACCACACCAGUCUAGGGUUGCGUCCCAAAUGGCACCCUAUUCCCUAUAUAGUGCACUACUUUUGACCGGGGCCCAUAGGGAAUAGGGUGCUAUUUGGGACCCCAGCCUAGAGCCUUAUAGUUAAACACUUCACCCCAGACUGAUGCUGAAAUAAUAUGCUACUGAAUAGCUUGUAUUUUCAUCAUUCAUCCAUUUUAAUGUUUUUAUUCGCUGUCCUCUCUCUCAUGUUCAUAUAAUAUUAUUACUGUCCCUGUUGUUUUACAGCUGUAGCUAAAACGACAGACGCCAUGGCAAGCUCGGAUGGUUUUCCCGCCAGUUUCUAUGGUGAGCCGGGGGUGUUGGGCAUGUUAUCCAAUGGGAUCAGUGCGUUCCUGGUUCUACUGCAGAACUUCAACACCGCUAGAACCGGAGUACCGGCACAGGGGGUGGAAAACAUUCUGGCAGGUAUGCUAAUCAAUCAAUCCAUCAUGAUCACUAUCACAAUGUGUCACGACUUCCUCCGAAGCUGCCUCCUCUCCUUGUUCGGGCAGGCUUCGGCGAUUGUCGUCACCGGCCUUCUAGCCACUGCCGCUCCUCAUCUCAUCAUUCCAUUUGUUUUGUCUUGUUUUUACACACACCUGAUUCAUAGCCCCUCAUCAGUACCUGUAUAAGUAUUCCCCCUGCCCCCCAUGUCUUUGUGGGUGAUUGUUUUCAUGUAGAGGUGACGAUAGCUUGUGGAAAAUUAUUAUUAGUGUUUUACGCAUUGCUGCGUACCGCUGUAUCUGCCAAAUAAACCAUUGAUUCUGUGAUUUACCCUCCUGCGCCUGACUCCUUCCAAAUCACCCGCUACACAAUGACUAACUCUACUCUCUGUUCUUGCUGUUGUGUUUCAGUUGGUUGUUCAAAAUCACUAACAGUGUUGUGUGUUUUAGGUGGUUGUUCAACAUCACUAACAGUGUUUUGUGUUUUAGGUGGUUGUUCAACAUCACUAACAGUGUUGGGUGUUUUAGGUGGUUGUUCAACAUCAAUAACAGUGUUGUGUGUUUUAGGUGGUUGUUCAACAUCAAUAACAGUGUUGUGUUUUAGGUGGUUGUUCAACAUCACUAACAGUGUUGUGUGUUUUAGGUGGUUGUUCAACAUCCCUAAUAGUGUUGGGUGUUUUAGGUGGUUGUUCAACUGUUGUGGAAAUUCUUACACAGGGACACUCAAAGUCAAUCUUAAAAGAAUCAUUGUUUAUUAUCAGCAUGCUGGAGAGGUUCCCACCAACUCAAUGCACCAUAUGUAUACAUGUCGAUCAGGAUCUCUCCCGGGGCAGUCCCGUUAGAUCUCUUAUAUACAGUUAUAUUUGCAUGAUUUAGCUUAUUCAUUCAUAAUUAAUUCAUCAUUGACGUUUGCUUCAUUCAUGUGACUGACCAAUACUGGGUCAUGCAUGUGACAGACCAAUACCUCGUUCUCAAAACAAGGGUCUGGGCGUACUGCCAAAUUGCAGAUACUGAUAGUGAGGGUUCGUUCAAUCAGUCAUUUGCAUGAACACAGAAAACGGUAAUUAGAAAAGCAUGAACAUAGAACACAGAAAUGUAUAAAUAGAAAAGCACCAACAUAACAUUUUCCAUCAAACAACAUCACUAACUGUGUUAUGUGUUUGCAGGUGUUCACCUGAUCCUGAUAGGUGGUGUGUGUCAGCUGAUCGCCGGCCUCCUGUCGUUCCGCAAAUACGACCACCUAAGCAGCACUGCCUUCAUCGGCUACGCAGCGCUCUGGGGGAGCUAUGGCGCCACACGCAUCUUCCAGGGUGCCUCCCAACCAAUCACAACCAACAUGACCCUGUCACAUGACCUGAUGAGCAACAUGACAAUGCCCACUUCCCUCAUAACCAACCUAUCCCUAUCAGCGGAACUCAUCAAUGGCACCUCGCAGAGCCCUGAUUGGCUGUUUUCCCUGCCCAUUCCCCAGUCUGCCAUCGGGGGAUUGGUCCCCUACAUCCUCCUCUCCCUCCUAUUGGCCUUCUGCUCAGCCACGGUUAACGUCAUCAUGCCCUUCGUGUUCGGCGCCAUCACGCUGACGCUGCUGUUCGAGGCCGUGAUAUUGGGAGUGUCCUCCGCCUGGCCGCUGAUCGUCUCCGGUAUUCUAGAACUCCUCAUCCUCCUUUUCGCUGUGUAUGGUAGCGCAGCCCUGCUGGUGAAAGGCCUGGCACAGCGCUACGUCCUGAAGGGGUUCGGCAACCCACUGUUUAACGUGCUCCUAUUGGGGACCAAUCAAAUCCCCACGGCCAGCGCUCAGAGCCUGGGACAGGAGAAGAAGAAGAACACGAAGUACGCUGAACCCCAGGCGCUCUGCUUUUUUUGCGACACCGUGUCUCCGUUCAUCCUGUUGUUCUACAGCUUCGGCUACAUCACGUCCUUCUCCCUGGGGGCUGUGUGGGUGUCCAUUAUCUCUGCUGCUCAGCUCCUCUCCAGCUACUACGCUCACCUGCGCCAGGAUGGCUACCUGGCCACCAAGGCUGGGCUGCACGCCACCUACUGGCUGACCAAGGCGUGGGAGGAGUUUGUGUUGUCGCCCCUGAUUGUGUCGGAGCCGAUGGGAGAGGUGGCUGCUGGGAGACAGGCGAUGGUUGGUGAUUGGUUCUUUGUGACGGCGGCGCUGCUCCUCCUAGUAGUGAGUCUCAGUAAUGACGCCCUGGAGGUUGCCCACAAUGCAUUGUUCCUGCUUCUGUCCGUGUCCACGAUCCACCAGAUCCCCCUCCAGGGGUACUACAUGUUCUUCGGGGUGUCCUGCUCCCUGUUUGCCGCUGCCUCGCUUUACGGGACGUUCUGCCGCCUCAUCAACUCCAUUGCUGAGAAGAUUCUGAUCCCUGUGGGCCCUCAGCUCGUCUCCUCUAUCCGCCUCCGCUCCGUCCUGUGCUGCUGCUGUUCCCCGGGGAAACUCCAGGGGGCGCUGUCAUUAUCACCACCGACCAUUCAGAUCACUGACACCCUAUUCUACCUGACCAAUGGGGUGGCAGCUCUCUCGGCCCUCCACUCAGCCUCGUCCAGUCAGAGCGGGGUGUUCCUGCGGCUGAGCGUUCCGUGGGUUCUGGUGUCGGGAGCAGUGGUACAGGGGUUGGUCAGCAGACUGCAGGUCAGGGGAGGACAGAGAUUUGGGUCGGUCAUCCCAUCCUUCUACAUGGUUGUCUGGGCUACAUGGACAUGGUACCGCUUCGCAGGUACAUGGGUGACUUGUGCUGCCUCCUAUUUGACACCCCAUUCCUUAUAUAGAGCUCUGGUCAAAAGCAGUGCACUAUAUAGGGAAUAGGGUACCAUUUGGGACGUACCCUGAAGGAUUAAAUUAGAAUACUUUAUUAUCCAUUAACAAAACAAAAUGUUAUUUUGCGCUGACAUACAUAUAGCAUUUUACACAUUUCACACAUUGACAGAUCCUAACAUGAAGAAUGUGCCUUUAAUUUUAGCCUAAAUCAUACAAUAAUGUCAAGAGGAGAUUUGCAGGACAGUUAGUCAGUGUUGCUGUUGUUGUUGCUGUUGUUGUUGUCUCCAUGCUCUGUGACCUGUUUAGUAACCAGUACUCUCUGUUCUAUUCUCAGGCCUCAUGCUACAGAUCUCUCCAGCAGGGUCUUUAGGGUUCACAGCUGGAGCCAUCGCUUUCCUGGUCAUCAACGCUUUCCUCAUGCUCAUCGGUCAGUCUCUACGUGAAAUUACCAAAAUCUACCUCUUCACCUGCUUCAACAGAUAAAGAGAGUGAAAAACUGAGGUUGUGUUUGGCACCCUAUUCCUUAUAUAGACCUAUGGGCCCUGGUCAAAAGUAGUGCUUCACUAUAUAGUGCAGGGAUCAUCAACUAUAUUCAGCCGAGAGCCGAUUACAAAUAAUUUGCAGACUGCAAAUUGACCGCAAGAAUCCCAAACAGAUAUAACAUUUGACUAAAACAUAGUAAUUUCAAACAUUGCUUACAUUUCUAUACAAAUAAAAUAAAAUUGUAUUUGUCACAUACAGUGAGGGAAAAAAGUAUUUGAUCCCCUGCUGAUUUUGUACGUUUGCCCACUGACAACGAAAUGAUCAGUCUAUAAUUUUAAUGGUAGGUUUAUUUGAACAGUGAGAGACAGAAUAACAACAAAAUCCAGAAAAACGCAUGUCAAAAAUUUUAUAAAUUGAUUUGCAUUUUAAUGAGGGAAAUUAGUAUUUGAACCCUCUGCAAAUCAUGACUUAGUACUUGGUGGCAAAACCCUUGUUGGCAAUCACAGAGGUCAGACAUUUCUUGUAGUUGGCCACCAGGAUUGCAUACAUCUCAGGAGGGAUUUUGUCCCACUCCUCUUUGCAGAUCUUCUCCAAGUCAUUAAGGUUUCGAGGCUGACGUUUGGCAACUCGAACCUUCAGCACCCUCCACAGAUUUUCUAUGGGAUUAAGGUCUGGAGACUGGCUAGGCCACUCCAGGACCUUAAUGUUCUUCUUCUUGAGCCACUCCUUUGUUGCCUUGGCCGUGUGUUUUGGGUCAUUGUCAUGCUGGAAUACCCAUCCACGACCCAUUUUCAAUCACCUAUGAUUUGACGGUACAUGGCCCCGUCCAUCGUCCCUUUGAUGCGGUGAAGUUGUCCUGUCCCCUUAGCAGAAAAACUGCCCCAAAGCAUAAUGUUUCCACCUCCAUGUUUGACGGUGGGGAUGGUGUUCUUGGGGUCAUAGGCAGCAUUCCUCCUCCUCCAAACACGGCGAGUUGAGUUGAUGCCAAAGAGCUCAAUUUUGGUCUCAUCUGACCACAACACUUUCACCCAGUUCUCCUCUGAAUCAUUCAGAUGUUCAUUGGCAAACUUCAGAUGGGCAUGUAUAUGUGCUUUCUUGAGCAGGGGGACCUUGCGGGCGCUGCAGAAUUUCAGUCCUUCACGGAAUCUGAUUGAUUGAUUGCUUCUGUGGACAGGUGUCUUUUAUACAGGUAACAAACUGAGAUUAGGAGCACUCCCUUUAAGAGUGUGCUCCUAAUCUCAGCUCGUUACCUGAAUAAAAGACACCUGGGAGCCAGAAAUCUUUCUGAUUGAGAAGGGGUCAAAUACUUAUUUCCCUCAUUAAAAUGCAAAUCAAUUUAUAACAUUUUUGACAUGCGUUUUUCUGGAUUUUUUUUGUUGUUAUUCUGUCUCUCACUGUUCAAAUUAACCUACCAUUAAAAUUAUAGACUGAUCAUUUCUUUGUCAGUGGGCAAACUUACAAAAUCAGCAGGGGAUCAAAUACUUUUUUCCCUCACUGUACACGUGUUUAGCAGAUGUUUAUGCGGGUGUAGCGAAAUGCUUGUGCUUCUAGCUCCGACAGUGCAGUAAUAUCUAACAAGUAAUAUCUAACAAUUUCACAACAUAUACCCAAUACACACAAAUCUAGUAAGGAAUGGAAUUUAAGAAUAUAUACAUAUAUGGACAAGCAAUGACAGAGCGGCAUGGACUAAGAUACAGUAAAAUAUUAUAUAAUAGAAUACAGUAUAUACACAUGAGAUGAGUAGUGCAAGAUAUGUAAACAUGAUUAAAGUGACUAGUUGUCAAUUUCUUAAAGUGGCCAGUUAUUUCAAUAGGCAGCAGCAGCAAUCACAUAUAUCUCUCUAUUAUGCAUGGGAACACUUUGGAACAGAUUUCCAAAAUUAAAAUCACUUGGAGCUGAUUUGCUAGUGUUUUUACAGUCUUUCAUGUCCAACAAUUGUUUUUGCUGAGAAAAAUGUAGGGGCCAAAUAAAAUCAGCCGCAGUCCGCCAUUGGGGAACCCUGAUAUAGGGCAUAGGGUGCCAUUUGGGACACAUGCAGUGUAUUCAUCCUGUAUUCCUAACUUUCUCCAUGUCUUCUCCCCUCCACCUCUCCAUUUCUACAUCUUUCCAUAUUUCCAUAUUUCCAUGUCUCCACCCCCCCCCCCCAGCUGCGUAUGGGAACCUGGUCCUCUUGUCUCUGACCACGGUCAUGGAGGUGGUCCUGGUCUGUUUCCUCCUGUCCACCCUCCAACAGCUCCCCUACCAGUUGGAGAGUAAGGAACCUGCUUCUCACCUAACUACACUUACAGGGCUCUUACAGCACUUGUCUCAGACCUACUGCACAGUAUCUCUAACAUAGUGAAUGUUAGUGUUCUAACAUUGCUCUGCCGUUCUUCCUACAGUUGCAAUGCUAGCUGUGUUCUCUAUCAUCUGUGUGUAUGGAGCCCUGGCAUCGCUGGUCAACUGUACCUUCUCUCAGAGACUGCUGCCCCUCGGCCCGCCACUGUUCAAGGUGAGAACAAUACACUCCAUUUCUAUUCCAUUCCAUUCUAUUCCGUUCCAUUCUAUACCAUUCGGUUCUGUUCCAUUCGUUUCUGUUCUGUUCCAUUCCAUACCAUUCCGUCCUACUCCAUUCUGUUCCGCUCCAUAUCUUCUCUCUCUGUGUUGUGUCUUAGGAUGUGAAGCAGCAGAAGGCGUCGUCCCCUGCCUCGCCCUGUCCCGUAGCAGACUCCAAGCUGACUAGUGGACUCCUGAAGAUUACCAGACUGCUAGACGAAGGGGGGGUCUGUGGAAUCCCCACCGACACUGUCUACGCCCUGGCUGCUUCCUGCAAGAACCCUCAGGCCAUCGAGAGCAUCUACAACAUCAAGGUAACACUCACAUUAUCAGUGACAUACUGUGCUCAUACUCUUAAUCAAGUCAAUGUUACUCCAGCAAGUAGGCUACUGGUCCUUCGAGCUGGAUAGGAACACUUGUCCUGGAACAAUCCCAAUGUUAUACUGUGGAUUGUGAUGCACUGGCUUACAAAAUGUUGUUUUUGGAUGAAACUUUGGAUGAAACUGGUUCACCCCUGUCGUUUGACCUCUAACCUCUCUUUGACCCCUGUUAGGACUGCCCAGCAGAGAAGCCAAUCUGUAUCUCUAGUGUAGAGCAGCUGGUGGCAGCCAAGCCCCUUGACCCUUGACCUCUAACCCAUGACCUGUCUCUCUGACCCCUAACCAGGACCGCCCAGCAGAGAAGCCGAUCUGUAUCUGUAUUUCCAGUGUGGAGCAGCUGGUGGCAGCCAAGCCCCCCUUCAGUCCUCUACUCUGGGAGUUCAUGAGGAACGUCUACCCUGGAGGUAUCAGCUGCAUCGUCUGCAAGGGAGAUUGGCUACUCAGACUGGGUCAGUACCAUGGUGGCAAAUUACCAGUGGAGGCUGCUGAGGGGAAGACGGCUCAUAAUAAUGUCUGGAAUGGAGUGUAAUGGAUGGAAUGGAGUGAAUGGAAUGGUAUCAAGCAGUGGUUGAUACCAUUCCAUUGACUCCAUUCCAGCAAUUAUUAUGAGCCGUUCUCCCCUCAGCAGCCUCCACUGCAAAUUACAGAUUUGGGGGUAUUUAGAUGACAUAUUUUUUUAUUUCUGCUGCACUGGGCUAGGUUAACAGAAAUGAUUUGAAUCACAUGUUGACUCUUGGAGGUUCACCUAAACUAAAAUAGUGUUUUUAAUCAUUGUGUUCGCACCUGUGUUGGUCAAGUCUGGGUUGUGUUGAUGGUUUACCUGUGUUGUCCAGGUGUGGGUCCGGCCUACGACCGCGUGGGGACCAAGGACAGCAUUAUGAUCCGAGUCCCUGACCACACAGUCACCGGACACCUGUGUGACAUCACCGGCCCGCUCGCCAUCACCUCAGCCAAUCCCAGUGGAGAACCCGACAGCACGCACCACGACAUGGUCAUCAGGUAACAGUCUAUCAGAAUACUCACCUGUACUCAAGCCUGUUAGUGCUUAUUCAUAAAAUGUUAUAGUGGUAAAUGAUCACCAUUUAUAAAAUGUAAUAAAUGGUGCACACUGCAGCUCCAAUGUAAUAAUUAGAUUCCAACGUUUUGACAGCUAUGCUGCUUUCAUCAGGGUUUCAUGAAAUUAUGACUAUUUAACCUGGAGAGCACUAUUUGAUGUGAUGCUGAGAGUGAUGUCAGUUUUGAAGUAUUUCUGCAUACAGGAGGCUGGUUAUAGCCCGGUUUGAUCUUUCCUGUCAGACUGGUUUCAUGUCAGUCAGCCUGCUGUGUGAACAUACAGUUAUACUAAUGUAUCUGUGUUAGUCCUCUACUAGUUAUUGGGUCAUAAUCCAGAUGAUGUUCUUUACUCUUUAUGCUGUUCUGAACCUGUACCUGAACUUACUCUGAUACUGUCUUCCUAAUACUGAUAGUGACACUGUCUCCUCUAUCUGUGUGUGUUUCAGUCGUCUGGGCCAUAAGAUCCAGGGUGUUUUGUGUGACGGGGAUUCCAACGAGGUCGUAGCCUCCACAGUGGUCAACUGCCUCAAGAUAGAUGAAGGUAUGAUGUCACAGGACAGUACAGAAGCCCACUAUAAUAAGUCAUAACUAACCUCUUAGGCUGUGGGUUGUCCCACCUAGGGUUGCAACAUUCCAAUAACUUUCCCCAAAUUCCCAGGUUUUCCAGAAAUCCCGGUUGGAAGAUUCCUGGAUUUCAGAAGGGUUUAAGUAGGAAUUUCCAGAAUCCUCCAAUCAGGAAUUUUGUUAAAGUUACCGGGACUUUGCAACCCUAGUCCCACCCAAUGGUUCCUUGUGUGUCAAUGAUCACUUAGUCAGAAUUGUUUCCUUCUCCCCCAGGUACGAUUAGCAUCGUGAGGGAGGGCUGUGUCCCGGCUAUCAAGGUUCGACAGAUCUUUGAGCGGGUGAAGAGCAGUAUGCUAUGA